ACUUACCAGACGCUCUGAAGAGUGCACUGUCUGCCGUCAGCGGGCGCUCUGCCUGGAAUGGAGAACACACAAACUUAUCUGUGUAAAGUUUGACUUUCUAUUCGGCUUCCAUUGUCACAUUGAACAGCAAACCUUGCUGUCACUUUUUCAUAGCGAAGUGGUUGUCGUUUUUUCCCGUGUUCCUGUGGCAAAGAUGUCUAUAUUACCGUUCACACCCCCGAUUGUGAAGAGGCUGCUAGGUUGGAAAAAGGGAGAGCAGAACGGACAGGAGGAGAAAUGGUGCGAAAAAGCAGUGAAGAGUCUUGUCAAGAAGUUGAAGAAAACUGGGCAACUGGACGAGCUGGAAAGAGCGAUUACGACCCAGAAUGUAAACACGAAGUGCAUCACCAUACCGAGGUCUCUGGAUGGCCGUCUGCAGGUGUCCCACAGGAAGGGCCUCCCCCAUGUCAUCUACUGCCGGCUGUGGCGCUGGCCCGACCUGCAGUCGCACCACGAGCUGCGUGCCAUCGAGCUGUGCGAGUACGCCUUCCACACCAAGAAGGACGAGGUGUGCGUCAACCCCUACCACUACCAGCGCGUGGAGACACCAGUGCUGCCUCCCGUGCUGGUGCCGCGCUACUCUGAGAUCCCCACGGAGUUCCCUCCCCUGGACGACUACAGCCACUCCAUCCCCGAGAACACCAACUUCCCCGCCGGCAUCGAGCCACAGAGCAACUACAUCCCUGAAACGCCACCUCCCGGGUACCUGAGCGAGGAUGGAGAAACCAGCGACCACCAGAUGAACCACAGCAUGGACACAGGCUCGCCCAAUCUUUCGCCCAAUCCAGUUUCACCAGCCAACAGCAACCUAGAUCUACAGCCGGUGACAUACUGCGAGUCUGCGUUCUGGUGCUCUAUCUCUUACUACGAGUUGAAUCAGCGCGUGGGCGAGACCUUCCACGCCUCGCAGCCCUCACUCACCGUGGACGGCUUCACCGACCCCUCCAACGCCGAGCGGUUCUGCCUGGGCCUGCUGUCCAACGUCAACCGCAACGCCGCCGUGGAGCUCACGCGACGCCAUAUUGGUCGGGGAGUGAGAUUGUACUACAUCGGCGGAGAGGUGUUUGCAGAGUGUCUCAGUGACAGCGCCAUCUUUGUCCAGAGCCCCAACUGUAACCAGCGAUAUGGGUGGCACCCGGCCACAGUCUGCAAGAUUCCGCCAGGAUGCAACCUGAAGAUCUUCAACAACCAGGAGUUUGCGGCGCUGCUGGCCCAGUCGGUCAACCAGGGCUUCGAGGCCGUCUACCAGCUCACCAGGAUGUGCACCAUCCGCAUGAGCUUCGUCAAGGGCUGGGGCGCAGAGUACAGACGUCAAACGGUGACCAGCACCCCCUGCUGGAUCGAGCUGCACCUGAACGGGCCUCUGCAGUGGCUGGACAAGGUGCUGACCCAGAUGGGCUCCCCCACCAUCCGCUGCUCCAGCGUCUCCUAGAUACCAUCACCGUGGAGCCACCGGUCCUCACCCUCGCAUACACAUACGGAGCCUCCAGUCCUCACCCCUACAGACACAUACGGAGCCUCCACACCCCCCCCCCACCCUCCGUGGUCCCAGUCGCAUAGAGCAUCCACAAUCUCAUAGGGCCUCUCUGGAGCAUCCUCUCCCCACAUAUGGGGCCUGCAGCGCGGCCAGCAUGCUGGCAAUGAGCCCAUCCCCUCCAGUACCCCCACCUCCAUCCCUGGCCAUUCUCCUCCUCCUCCUCCAUUCUACACCUCCAUCCUCUAUCCUCAUUCUCAUCUUCCUCCUACUCCUACUCCUAC
Messenger RNA from Engraulis encrasicolus (European anchovy), 1797 nucleotides. Its product is annotated as mothers against decapentaplegic homolog 3. Lineage: Eukaryota; Metazoa; Chordata; Actinopteri; Clupeiformes; Engraulidae. The coding region runs from base 194 to 1471 and encodes 425 amino acids. The record is from RefSeq and is a predicted model, not a curated record. The transcript is spliced from 9 exons. Gene Ontology annotation, biological process: transforming growth factor beta receptor signaling pathway; SMAD protein signal transduction; anatomical structure morphogenesis. Gene Ontology annotation, molecular function: DNA-binding transcription factor activity, RNA polymerase II-specific; I-SMAD binding; RNA polymerase II cis-regulatory region sequence-specific DNA binding. Gene Ontology annotation, cellular component: heteromeric SMAD protein complex.